This is a messenger RNA of Trichoderma citrinoviride, 952 nucleotides long. Its product is annotated as DUF292-domain-containing protein. Bases 1 to 927 code for a protein of 308 amino acids. Gene Ontology annotation, biological process: protein transport. The transcript has 2 exons. NCBI's taxonomy places the organism in Eukaryota, Fungi, Ascomycota, Sordariomycetes, Hypocreales, Hypocreaceae. The record is from RefSeq and is a predicted model, not a curated record.
AUGCCCCCCGCAGCUACCUGGCUGACCAAGCUCAAGGUCCAGCUGAAGCUCGCCAUCGCGCGCCUGCGCAUGGUGCAGCAGCGGGACGAGCAGCUGGGCAAGACGCAGCGCCGGGCCAUGGCGCAGCUGCUCGAGGCCGGCAAGGUCGACUCGGCCACGAUCCGCGUCGAGAACAUCAUCCGCGCCGACAUCACGAGCGAGCUGCACGAGCUGCUGGAGCUCUACUGCGAGCUGCUGCUCGCGCGGGCCGGGCUGAUGGAGGGCCCCGUGUGCGACCCGGGGCUGGAGGAGGCCAUCAAGAGCAUCCUGUACGCAGCGCCCAAGACGGAGAUUAAGGAGCUCAUGGCGGUGCGGACGCUGCUGGCGGAAAAGUACGGCAAGGAGUUUGUGCUGGCGGCCAUGGACAAUGCGGACGGCAAGGUGAACGAGAAAGUGGUCAAGAAGCUGAGCGUGGAGGCGCCGCGGAAGGAGCUGGUGCAGGGGUACCUGGAGGAGAUUGCCAAGGCGUACGGCGUCGAUUGGCCCAAGAGGGAGAGGGUGGUAUCUUCGCCGCCACCCCCGGAUUUGAUAGAUGGCGAGGACUUUGGAGACGAGGACGGCGGCGACGAUCCAUCGGGAGGACAGGCACAGAAGAACGCCUCCGGCAGAGCGCUGACGGCGGCAGAGAGGAAGCUCUCGCUGCCUGAAGAGCAGUUGGACCGGGCCACGCCGCCGAGCGCGAGGCUGGGGGAGCCCAAGAGCCCGCUGAUGGUGACACCACCGCGGAUGACGACGGACAAUGUCCACCCCAAGGUGAUGAUGGGGUCUGUGGAGCUGACGAGCAAGAAGAACGAGGCGGAGGAAGCAAAGAAGAAGAGGGAGCCAGAAGGAUCAAUACCGGAUAUUGGGGAUCUGGAGAGGAGAUUUGCGGCGUUGAAGAAGAGGUGAGGGAUGAAGAGGCGACAUGCGGUAC